AUGGUCGAUCGCAUUGAGAAGCACGGCAGCGACAAGAUGUCAGCCAUGACAUUCCAGACGAUGCGUUCUUGUGUUUUCUAGCGCGAAGUGACUAUUUGUGCAAUCGUGAAUGGUGAUUUGUGCGUCGUAAUCAACCCUACGGCACCCGGCGUCGGCCAUGAAGACGAUGAUCCUGACGAAUGUCGCCUCGGCCGCCAGUUACACGCAAGCGAUGAGAAGAUGUUAUUGCGAAGGACACUGUCCACAUGGAAUGCCCAGUAAUGGUACCUGUGAGGUGCGACAGGGCGGUAGCUGUUUUGCCGCCAUCGAGGAAGUGUACGACCCAGAGACUCGAACCUACGAUGAGGAGGUCACAUAUGGCUGCCUGCCUCCAGAUGAGGGUGGACUCAUGCAGUGCAAAGGCAAUUGUCCCCAUCUACGUGGCAAGUCAAUCGAAUGCUGCGAGCAUAUGGACCUCUGUAAUCAGGAACUGCGGCCACAUUACGAGCCACGCACCACAACUCCAGCACCUUCGAUGUUGGCGAGUGGCGAUGUUGUGCCGUUAAUUGUUCUCCUCACAUCGAUCACCGUGUGUCUCACGGUCUUCCUCAUCAUCUUUGCGGUCUAUUAUUUGCGGAUACGCAAGCAGGAUAACCGUUCCAAGCAGUCGUACUACGAGAAGAAGUGUCCAGACAAGAUGCCCCUUGACGUGACCGGCGCACUCACAAACCGCGACCAGAGUUCUGGUUCCGGCAGUGGUUUACCCAUCCUUGUUCAGCGUACGAUCAGCAAACAGAUUCAGAUGGUGCAGAGCGUUGGCAAGGGUCGCUACGGCGAAGUAUGGCUGGCGAAAUGGCGCGGUGAACGCGUUGCUGUCAAAGUCUUCUUCACCACCGAGGAGCAGUCGUGGUUCCGUGAGACCGAGAUUUAUCAGACCGUAUUGAUGCGCCACGAGAAUAUCCUUGGUUUUAUUGCCGCCGACAUCAAGGGUACUGGUUCAUGGACGCAGAUGCUGCUCAUCACCGACUACCAUGAGCACGGCUCAUUGCACGACUAUCUGCAGAACAACGUUCUCACCCCGCACAGCCUGCUCUGUAUGGCGGCGAGUAUUGCUUCCGGUCUUUCCCACCUGCACACCGAGAUCUACGGUACGCGCGGAAAGCCAGCAAUUGCGCACCGCGACAUUAAAAGCAAGAAUAUCCUCGUCAAACGCAACCUCGAAUGUUGUAUCGCUGAUUUCGGACUGGCCGUCAAGUAUCUGAGCGAUACGAAUGAAAUUGACGUACCACCGAAUGAGCGCUCCGGUACAAAACGUUACAUGGCGCCGGAGAUUCUAGACCGCUCGAUUAACAUAAACAACUUCGAUGCGCAUAAGAUUGCCGAUAUGUACUCGUUUGGGCUGGUGUUGUGGGAGAUGUCACGGCGCUGCAUCACCGGUGACAAGAUCGCCGAGGUUGACCCAUAUCAGCUGCCGUACUACGAUGUCGUCCCAAAUGAUCCCAGUUUCGAUGAGAUGCAGGAAUGUGUGUGCGAGCGCCGGUACCGGCCGCGGAUACCCAAGCGCUAUGAGGGCGAAGACGUGCUCGUCACCAUGAGCAAAAUCAUGCAGGAGUGCUGGCACAGCAAUCCGGCGGUGCGGCUGACGGCUCUGCGCGUGAAGAAGACGCUCGGCAAGCUCGACGUCGACACGACGAUCAAGAUCGUCUAGUUGCUAGCUUUAAUAUUUUAGCGCAGUAACUCUUACUCUAACACAAAAGUUUAAUUAGGCUUAACGUAAUCUGUACAUAGUAAUGUCAAGUAAUUAUUUUUAAUUCUUAAAUAUUUUGUAUAUACUUUCAUUCAUUUUAUGUGCCAUGCGCGACUAAUCGUCAGUAUUUAUGUUUGCUAUGCGGAGCGUCGUGGCGGGCGGCUUAUUGAUUUGCAGAAUACUCACCCUUGUACAAACUCGAGCCCGGGGACGGUAUCGCCUACGCCGUCGCGAAUCUCUGUAGACUUUUCACUGGUUAUAAUCGAGCACCGUUAUUUCGUUCGACAAGUUUAUACCUCUGUAUUAUAAGCUCAACGUCGUAGGCCGUGUGACAAGAGUCGUGCAUUUAAAUUCGAUAUACAAUUUCGCUAAUUUUAAUAACUAUGUAUAUAGACUAAGUUUACAUAAAUGACAAAAUCUGCAACACAUAAACAAUGCAUACGUCUAAAAUGUAUAAUAUUCAAAACUAAGUAGGACCAACAUUAUAAACAAGGAAAUAAAUAAACGAAAACGGAUGUAAUGUGUAACUAGAAUGUUUUAGUACUAAUGUGUGCAAAGACUGAAUUAUAUAUUAUAUAAAAAUA
Messenger RNA from Dalotia coriaria, 2310 nucleotides. Its product is annotated as bone morphogenetic protein receptor type-1B-like. NCBI's taxonomy places the organism in Eukaryota, Metazoa, Arthropoda, Insecta, Coleoptera, Staphylinidae. Gene Ontology annotation, molecular function: ATP binding; transforming growth factor beta receptor activity, type I; SMAD binding. The record is from RefSeq and is a predicted model, not a curated record. Gene Ontology annotation, biological process: cellular response to growth factor stimulus; protein phosphorylation; dorsal/ventral pattern formation. Gene Ontology annotation, cellular component: signaling receptor complex; plasma membrane.